CUCCAGCGCCUUAACACACGAGGAAAGAAAAUAAUCCCACUUCCUCCACCUGCCGAGCCCCCUCACGAAACUCGAUCCACUCCCUUCCCGCCCAAAGGGAACAGCGGAGUGAUCUCCCCCGCCCAUCCUCCUUCGCGGCUAAUGGGCGGAGCUUCCGCAAUUCUGGGUAGGCGGUCAUGGUGGCCUGCCGCGCAUGCGCCUGCCGAGAAUGCCGCCGAAGAGCCGCUGAGGCUGCGUGCGCGGUGGGGAAGGUAGUCGAGGGUAACACGGCCGGUGAAGUGGACGGGUUGUCGUCCGCGCCCUGUCAAGUAGCGCGGAGUAGGUGAUGAACUUGUCGGCUCCCAGCGGCCUUCCUUCCUCCGGCUGUCGCCGCCAUUAUGUCCGUCACCGCCACUAUAGAACAGGAGUUCCAGGAGAUCGACGCUGCUAACGGCUGGCAGCCCCGGUACCUGGUGAGUGAGGGAGGGAAGGAGGGGGCCGCGUGUAGCGGGAAGAGAGAAUUGGGGGCCGACGCGGGUGGUGAGGGUGCAGGAAGUCGUCGGUCCACGACCAGCUUCCCCCCCUCCCCCAGGUAACCAUUGAGGUUGGGAGAAGUAAUGCGCAUGUUCCAGUUUUAAGAAGGGGCGGUGAUGAGCGAGAAAGAAUAAUAAAAGAGGGCUGAGGGGAAAACGCAUGCGCCUCGGGGGUCGGGCAAGAGGAGAAGGGGGCAUUUGGGCAGGUUAGUGCUGCGCAUGCGCCGGUGGGGGUAGGUUUAAGUUGCUUCGCACGGGUGGUGACGGGAGGGUUAAGUUCGUCAAGUGAAGUGUCGCAAGUUCCAGCCUCCGUCUCUCCAGGUUCCUGUCUCACACUUCUGUGUUUGCUCCGCGCGUAGCUGUGUCGUUCAGGCUGUCGCAAGUCGCCGUUUCGCUCGUUGACUGCGGAGUGAAAUGUCCUGUCGACGUACAGGGAAAAGAGCUGCCCUUACAGUACCAAGCGGGGCCACGCUUCCACGUUAAUGCGCGUUAUGUGUUACAACGUCACUCUACGCGUAUGUGCGCUGCUAUCAGUCGCCCUGCAGAAUUAAUAACUUCCUAGCUACAGUUUAAACGUAGUGUCAUGGUGCCAGGAACAAAGGAAAUCCCGGGUUCUGCUGGAAACUCUUGGGAAUGCCUCACACAUUACAGUUCCGUCUAAAUGUGACACAAGCACAGGAGCAGUACCAUGGAACCAUAAUUUGUUGCAGCUCCCUGAUGUGUGUUUGCUUGGUGGCAAAUCCAGGUCUGUUGGCACAUAAUGUGUGAACUGGCCCUUAGUUGAGAACUGGAGAUAAUUUUAACUUUUCCAAAGUUUAUAGGUGGGAAAGGCUCAUUUGAGCUAGUUGUAUUUACACACAAAAGGUUUUAGAGUUCAGUCUGGAUCUUGAUAGAAUGUGGCCUAUAAGUGUUGCUUCAGUCUUGAGCCAUUUAGUUUCUUAUGUAAAUUUUUUGAAUCAUCAUUGUGGAGUCCAUUAAAAAGCAUAUGAAUACACAUGCUUAAUACUCAAAACGAUGCUAAGUCUCUUUAGAUUCAGUGUGACCUAAAGUGAUGGUGGUUUUAAAAGCCCAAGCUCAUUACAUUACUGUUGCUUUGUUACUUGUGUAUGUCUAUGAGAGCUGUUUGGCAUAUAUAUUUCAGGGCAGGUUACAAUACAAUAAAACUGUAAAACCACACUGCAGUGAAGCCAACUCAUCACUGCUUAUAAAACAUAGCUUAUCCUUAAAAUGCCCAGGCAGGCACAACCCUGGAACCUCACUUGCAGCAGUGACAGAAUCCAUAAUACACCCCCCCCAAAAAAAAGCUGUGCAAAUAGAUGAAUUUUCACCUGGCACUGAAUUGUCAAAAGUGUUGUUACCUGUCAUGCCUCUAGGGAAGAGAGUAUAGGUGGGAUACCACUACCACAGAAGAGGCCUUAUUCUGUGUCACAAGAAUGGCUUUCUCUCAGAUCUAAUAGCAUAGACAGACUGAUACAGAAGAACUGUUCAUUUGGGUAUUAGAGCUUAAAGUUGUGUAGGGUUUUACAGAUCAGCACUAGUACCAUGAAUUCUGCUCACAAGCCUAUAGAUAGCCAGUAUUGGCUUUUCAGGUCAGUGGCUGUGUGAUUCCAGCUAGAUACACUGGUUAUAAUUCAGAUCCCACAUUCUGAACUAUUUAUGGCUUCUUGACCGCCUUCAAGGGCAGCCCAACAUUGCAGUAGUCCAACUGAGAAUUUACCAGAGCAUGAGCAACUGUCACCAGGCUUUCCUGGUCCAGGAACAGAUGUAGCUGAUAAACCAGAAUAUAAGAAAAGUCCUGCUGGAUCAGGCCAAGGCUCAGGUGGUUCAGCAUCCUGUUCUCACAAUGGCCAACCAGAUAUUUUAGGAAGGACCUGAGUGCAAUAGCACUCUCCCUACAUGGGUUUCCCUGCAGUUUCCCCAGUUCAGUCUCCCUGCAACUGGCAUUCAGAGGCAUGUUGCUUCCAACAGUGGCAGUAGAACAUAGUCAUUGUGGUUGUUAGUCAUUGAUAGCCCUAUUCUCUGUGAACUGGUCAAAGACACUGCCCCACUGAAGUUACCUGAACCUUAAGUGACAAUUCUGAAUCAAAGAGUACCUGAGACUACACACAAGCAUCUUCAGUGGGAGUGGAACCCUGCCCAGAAUAAAUUAUCAGACCAAUUCCAAGACGCUCAGGGCCUUCACCUGUCAGCAUUGUCUCUGUUUAUUGACUCUUAUACAUCUAUACUGAUGAUUACAAUUAUAGAGCCAGAAGGGACCCUGCAGGUCAUCUAGUCCAAUCCCCUGCAAUGCAGGAAUCCUUCCCACAGCCAUCCCUGGGUGGCUCGAACAACCAACCUUGAUUAACAGCCAGAUGCACUGACCGAUCGUGCCACAGGAGAGCUCCCAGGAUUAGCUAUAAACAUGUGCAGAGUUCAUUUCAAAUGCCCUUAAAUUGGGAGGCAUUAUCUAACCUUUGUGAUGGUUGCUAUCCACAUAAUGUUUGGGAAUGGGCUGCAAGUACAUGGAAUGUCAGCCAUGUCUCCUCAGAAGUAAGUCAUUACUCCCAGGUAAUUAUCACAGCCUUAGUGUUCUUUUGCAUGCUGCCCUGAAUCUUUUUGCUCCAAUCUGCUUCUUGUAUUGGUAUAUUAGAUUAGAGCCCAUGACAAAUCAAUAAGAUUGAAACCAAUUCACAAAUAUCUCUUGGAUAACUAUAUGUGCCUGUUCUGUUUGGAGCAAUAGCUCAAGUUCCAUGUUACAAGGAAGCAGUAAGGUUAUUGAGCAGGGGUCAGCAAGGUUUAUUUUGCCUGGUCCGGAUCGGUCCUGUGGCGAUCCCUCUGUGGGCUGCAUCACACGUGCACGUGAGUGCACAUGCCUGCGAUUUUCGGUGUCUGCACAGAUGAGAUUGUUGGCGUCUGCGCAGACAUGAUUUCUGAUGGUGCGGAAGUGAGUCCCUGUGCUGCACUGGUUUAGUGCAGUGCGCGAGUGGGCAACUCUAUUCAGGGGCGGCUCGUGGGCCAGUCAAACAACCCUCCGCGGGCUUCUUCUGGCCCAUGGGCCUUAGGUUGCUGACCCCUGUUAUUGAGGGUAGAAGUAGGUGGUUGACGUGGUACUUGUUUGCCCUGAUGAGGCAGUUCAGUGAUUGUGUAUUCUGUAUUGAGAAUUGACAGCCUGAAGGCUGGAUUUAAAUGUAUGUUCUAGUGAAAGUUGUUCUCUUCCUUGCUCUUUUCCUAUACAUAGUUCUGUAAAAUUCAAAAUAAAAGUGGGAAAGAGCAGAAUGAAUUUCUCCAUCAGAAGAGCAGUGGUAGCCAAUAUGUUCAUAAUAUGCAUAUUUCUUGUUGUCACAGUAGGGUUUGCCUGUGAUGUGGCUUUCUUGGUUUCCAUUUACUUUGGGCCUUUGAAUCCCUAGACUUCUUGUCACACUGAUGGUAUCUUCUAAUUUUUGCAACCACUGUCAGAGCACGUGUUGCCACAUGCUUAAGCAUAGUGGUGUGGUUAACUCCGUCAGUAAUUUCUCACAUGACUGUAUUGCUACUGGAUACUUUGUGAAUAAUGGGUUCCUCUCUGCAGGGUUGUGGUUAAUCUGGUGAUACGAUACUAUGGGCUUAUAAAGUCCCUUCUGUCCUUGUCUGCUGGCUGCGUUUCCCUAGUAUUUUCUGAACGGCGUAUUAGGGACUCUGUUUCUUUUCCUAACUUUGUGUGGAAUUCAUUUCAACAUUUCAACUUUGGUUGGCUUCAUUUAUUUUUUGAGUUUGGGCUAUUUUUUCUGUAAGUUUUGUACUGGGUAGUGAACACUUGUGUAUUUCCACUGACACAAGGGCCAAUGAUCUGUUUUCUGAUGGUGGUAUUUUCUUUGUCGAAAGAGGGAAAAUUUUUAUAUAUUGUUCAAAGUGAUUAUUUUCGGUAAUCCUUACUUGCUUAUUGUAAGGUGGACCAAUGUUGUAUAAAAGAGGUAAGGCUGCUGAACCUGAGAGUAGUUUUGCUAAUACUUCAGAGUGAGCCCAUGGUUAAAGUGAGAUAUCAGACUAAGAAACUGGUGGCUCACAGUUGAUACUCCUAGCUGCCAUGUUAAAUAACUCUGUACCCUCUGUACCCAGGAUAGGAUGUGACUAACAUUUCCAUUUCUUUGUUGUUCUUGUGCUACAUCUUUCUCUGGCCCCUUGAGAGAUGCAGACUCUGCGCAGCGUACUCAGUUUUCUUUUGUUGGGCCAGCUAUUUGUAGGAGGGAGAGAUUUGUCCUAACUAGUAUCCAAUUUGUAUAUUUUCUCUGUGGGUCCUUGAGUUGUUUCCUGCUAUGUGAUGUGCUCACUACUGAAGCUCAGACUAAAUGAAGGAUUUUGCAAUACUUACUUAAUAGCCUUGUUCAGCUUAAGUGAAAAAGCCUUGGGCUCGUUGUCCCCCCCACCCCCUGCUUCCAGUGUGGCUGUAAGGAGGUGUUUAAAAUAAUUCACUGCCAUUUUAAAAUAAUUGCUGUUUGGCCAGACUUUCAAAUCCAGACAAACUGGUUAGUCUUACCUUUGGUUUAGGGAAACAAGCCAGUUUGAAAUCAUUAUUAAAAUUAAUCAAUUUUAGAUUCAGGCAUAAUGAUAAACUGAAGUUAAUUGAAAACAGAAUCAAACCUUAAAAUCCCCUCACUGCUACGUCAGGGAAGGAGGAUGUACAUAGGCGAAAGCUCAAUGAUAUAAUAUUAAACCAUAGUUUGACAUUAUAUCUGGACUAGGUCAGUGACUAGGACAUUGGUGGUCAACCUGUGGUCCUGUAGAUGUUGCUGGACUCCAACCUGCAUCAGCCCCAUCCAACAUGGCUAAUAGUCUGGAAUGAUGGGAGUUGUAGUCCAACAACAUCUAGAUGGCCCCAGGUUCCACCCCCUGCAUUGACUGAUAGAAACUGAGUUUUCAGUAAGCUCUAUAUCCCAGUAGUGGUACUUAAUACCACCCUGGUGGCUUUCUGUUUUAUUUUAUUUUGCUUCAGAUGCAAGUUUAAGCUUACGCUAAGUCCACAAGGAAUGUUGCAAAAAUGACUUUAAAAAUAACUUAAAAUAUAUCUUAACAUUUGCCUCAUAAGCACAAUAAUGCAGCUGUCAUACUGGAUGUAGUAGAGCACUUGGCCAUGAAGUUCUUUCUCCAAAUCUUACUAUCAAGCUGUACCAACUAAGUUACUUUUAAACUCCUUAAAGUAUCAGGAUACCAAUUAUUCCCAACAGAAGUUACAUAAAUGGAAAUUUUGAAAGCAUGUUGGCAUUCUAGAACCUCAGUCCUGAACAUUUUGUUACACAAAUAAAUACAUGCUUCCACUAUAAUGCAAUUAGUGCCAUGUGGGUAUUAAUAUAUAUAUUCCAUUUUUAAAAGCCCCAUUGGGGUCUUGAAGCAGUGGAGCAAUUGUGGUGUGGAGUGGUGAUGAAACUAGUUUAUUUGGUAUUAACAGCCAGUUCAGACACCCCCAGUGUGCAUCUGCCAUUCUGUUAGCUAGUUUACUGUUUGUAGUAAGAGGUUCUUUAAAUAUCUGAUCACUGACUUGGAUUAACACCAUUUCCCAAACUUGUUACUGCAUAUCUAGGUUGGUUCUCUUCAGAACUUCCUUUCAGUUAAUAGAUAGACCAAGGCUAUCUCUAUUUUACAGCUGUUAAAUUUGACAGAAGUUUGCUACAUGAAUGCACUCUACUAAUUUAGAAACUUGGGUUGUAAUAAUUUUAAUCACUGCAUAAAAUACUGUCCUUGUUGAAUUGUGAUCACAGUAGUCAUUGAAUUUUCAGUUGACAAAGAAAUAAGGAUUACAGCAAAUUGAGUAAGAUAAAUUUCUACUGUGCCUUUAAAUAUAAUAUUUGUUUUUAUUUCUUCAGUAUCUUUUGUUUGUACUGCCAGGAAGUAAUCAUAACAUAAUCAACUAUCUUUGCUUAUUCCAGGAUAUUCGGCACCAGUCCAGUGAUUAUUCACAUAGAGUUGCAAAGUAUGCAGAAAAUCGAAAUCGUAAUAGGUACAGAGAUGUUAGCCCAUGUAAGUAAACUUUUUUUUUCUUUUUUUCCCCCUGGUAAUCUAGUGCAUGACAAAGUAGGUUUGACAUUACCAAUGCUAAUACUUUAAAUAGUUUUGGGCUAGUGUUGUAGAGUUUGAUAUGUGAAGCUCCACUGCAGUCAUUGAGAUGAAAGUGCAUACAAUCAAUGAAGUCAUGUAGAAAUUAUUGUACUUUAUAUAGAGAGACUUCUAUAGAAGCCUUCUAUCCAUGCAGUAUUAUAUUUAUAUCUCGCUUUUCUUCUGUGGAACUCAAAGUAGUGUAUAGAGGCCUCCCAGGCAGUCCUCUAGUCAGGUGCCAGAACUGGCUAACCAGAACUACACAUGCACAACUUCUGCAAGGUUGCUGUGCCUUCAGGAACCCUGGAUAAUCAUUAUUAUCCAGACUUCUAAAAAAUUGUUAAGACUGAUGUUGCAGUAAGUAUGUGUCACUUAAGAAGCUCCUUCAUUUUUCUCUUAUGCGGUUUCAGAUAAAGAUAGGUCAUCUGAACUCGACUUUGUUAUGCUGUUGAAAUAAAAGAUGUGACAGUUCUGGUAUCUUUCAGAAGGAAUACUACUUAUGGUAAAUAUGUACCAGACAUGGUUUGGGACAAUUCCAUGUCACUCAGUUAACCAUCAGGCUGUAGACAGUACCAUAUUUGGAAGAGAAAAGCUGAGCAACUGCAAAUUUAUUGUGAUAAGCAUAUUCAGACAGUCAGAAUGGGAACAUUGUUUGUUUCAAGAUUCUACUCCCAUAAACUAGCAAAUUUUGUCAAAUUAAAUAUAUUUAAUGUAGAUUCUUUUUAAACGUUGGUUUUGCAGAAGUGGUAAUUUGUAUGAAUUCCAUACAGUCUGUGUUGUUUUGAUUGUUAUUCAGUUCCAUGGCAAUUGUCAAUUUAAAAGAUUAAAUGAGUGCUUUAUAAAAAGCAAGGUAGAAUUAUUCUCAACUUUUGCUGGAUUACUGAACUGCUAUGGAAAAGUGAAGAUUCCAGGUCACAGUGACCUCCAGGAAUUACUUUGCUGGCAGUAGAGUAAUUUCUGUCUUGAGCAUUUCCAGCAAACUAGGCUUAUAUAAACAUGCCUGAAAAGUCUUUUAAAAAUCCUAUUGAUGUCUGUGGGACUCUUCCAAGAUAAAUGGCUUAUUGACUGGAGUUCUUGUCUGCCAGAUUAUUCAGUACUGUACUUUAUUUUAAUCACAUUUAGAAGGGCAUGUUGAAAAUUUGAAUAAGUCUUAAUUUUCCAUACUUGUCACCACCAGUGGUCCAGAAUACUGGGAUACUCUCUACUCUAUCCACUAAGAGGCAGACUUUUAAAAAGCCCUCUACUUUUGUCUUAAGGCAGGGGUGGGUAACAGUUAAAAGUGGGCUGGAUCCAGCCUGCAGAAUCUUUUUAUCUGGCCUGUGGCCUCUCCUCAGACCUACCUUGUCCUUCAGUUGGGUGACACUGAACAGAGGCACCUCUGACCAGAGUCAUACAACACCCCCUCCUCACUAGCAUUUCCCAGAAAUGUAGCAGUGUCUUAUUAUUCAGUGGUAUACUUAAAAUAAGUAAAUCUGCAGUCUCUACAAGUAAACGCUGCAGAGAUGUGGGUUGUUCAACAAGCUCAGAGUCCAUUUAUCCCUUCAUAAUCUGCAUAGAGCCAUUUUGCUCUUUUUGAUGAAAUUAGAGCUGAAUAAUAAUUUGAAAAACUAGACCAAAUGCUUGCUUUUUGUCAUUGAUGGACUGAAGCACAGAAGUGGGGUAAGACUGUUGUCUUCUGUAUGAAAUUCAACAGCACAGCUUGGUGAUUCAGUGGUUAAAAUAGUACUUGCUGACAUCAUCUUUCCGAGAACACUAGCACCAGUAUGUGUGAUUUACUAUAACAAGAUCUUAAGUUUUUCCUGUUGGCAAAUGGUAUGUAGUAUUUACAAAGGUUUUGGUUUCUGUCCAGCAGAAACAUUUGAGUUCCAAUAAAUUGAUAAUGAAAAAAGAAACUUAACGCUUUCAUUUCCAAGCAAGGUAAACAGUUCCCCUUCAAGGAAACAAUAUUUGAAGCAUUUGUAUAGUAUAGAUAGAUAGAUUGGUUCAGACUCUGUAGAUUUUAAAUCCUCUCUGGAAAAUACGUGUACCAAAAGUGAUUGCGCUUGGUAUCAUAUUUUCUGGAAAACAGCAUCUAUCUCUGAGUCCAAGCUUUCGUUGACUUUUUAAGGCUUGGAAAAAAAUGCUUGUUUCAUUCAUUUUGAACAGUCAUAUUUUGUAAAAACUUUUGUACACUUGAAGUAAUUUUUUUUCUACAGUCUUCUUGUGUGGUGCUGGUUUGUGCUUGCUUCUUUAUUGUGCAGUUAGAUUUACUUUCAGUCUGACAGGGACUCAAGGUUGUAGGUCUUCAUUCUUAAUUUCCAGCCACACAUACUUUGGUUGUGUCUCUAGAUGGUGUCAGAGAUCCCUCCCAACCCCUAUACUUUCAGUAUCGAUCGUAUAUCUCUAGGUGCUCCAUGAGUGUACAAACCCUGGCUGUAAUUUAAAUUAGAUGUCUACACACAUAAAGGUGUGCACAGCCAGGACGCUAUCCACAUAUUUGCUUCUUCAUCUCCAACAUGCAGCAAUACAAGCCAUUGUGCAGAUUGAAAAGCGGGUUGUAUCUGAUCAGCUACUGAUCACAAAACAGUAAGUUGCACCAUACACAGUUUAUUGGCUUGUAGCCCCAGAUCUUCAUCAAGCAUAAUAGACUAUUUGUGUUCGCUUUCCAUCUCAGUGUAACACUUCAUGUAUGCAGUUUGCAAACCCUAGCCUUUUACCUAGAAAUGAUGAAGAAACAUUAUUACAGAUGAUUGUCAUGGGCAAGAUACAUGUUGGUGGGAGUUGUGAGAAGCCCAGUCGGGGGAAAUUCUAAUUACAAACAUUUAAGAGGAGAGCUGGUGCAGUGAUAUGGCUUCAGGUAUAUGCUGGGAAGUCUGGUUAGAAUUGGAGACCUUAAACAGGCCAAUGCUAUAUCCUCCGUACCUCCAUUCUGUGAUUUAAAGAUUAUAAUGCUGGUCCAUAUUAUAUAAAUUACUGAGAUAUUGAGUGAAACACUUAUUCAAGUACAGCUGUAUUAAUGUUACAACUAAAGGUUUAAAUGCUACCCAUAGAGAAUGCCAGGAUUCUUCACCCCUGAAGAAUCUGACACCUUUUGUAUAUGCCAAAUGGGUGCAGGUGUAGGUGUAAAAAUAUCUAAACUACAUAUGAUAGGUAAUCUGGUGACGGAAUUGUUUCCUGAAGUGGUGCUGCUUGUGUCCUGAAGCAAUCCGGCAGUAACUUCAGUAAUCUACUUGCUAGUCAGAGUUUUUAUUCCCAGGAGGAUACAAGGUGUCCUACCCAUGUUUAGAGUGCUUCAUGAUCUAGAGAGCAAGACUGGAAACCUCUGGCUGCCAGGCCAGUCUUGGCCUCCAGAGUGUCUAAUUUGGCCUCUAAGGGCACCUUCCUCAAACCUAGGGUUGUCAUAUUUUGAAGAGCAAAAAAGAGGACACAUAUUUUCCAACUUCUACAUUUAACUACGGAUUGGACUUUUAACCCCACAUAGGGCAACCCUAGUAUGUGUCUGUAUUUGUGCAUGUAUAUGCACUCAUAUCAAGGGGGGGAAGGGGGUGCAUGGAUGUGGGUAUAGAAGAAAUAAUAGAAUGAAAGGGAAGAUUAAAAUAAAAAGGAAGGGGGAAAGGGAGGAUUAAAUGAUUGAAUGAGGGUAAAGAGUGCAAAAGUAGGAGUAGGGGUUUGGGGAUAAAAGUCAGCAUUCAAGACAAGGAAUCAAGUUUAAAAUGGGAGGUGAAGUUUAAAAAUCAAAAUGUAAAGACUUCCCCCUGUCUUUCUUUGGGUUAAAAAUGCAAAAUCAAAAUGGAGAGGUAAAUUAAGAUUUGAAGGAAUAAACCAAAAAUUGACAGUUUUGAAAGGUUAAAAUUUUUGGAGGUAGAAUUUAACUAGCUGGUGUGAGGUUCUCAUUAGCUCUUGAGUCCUGGUAUACUCAGCUGAGAGUUAAUGCAGCUCUCUCCCACCUCCUUGAAUAGACUGGGAGGGAGAGAGGGGCCAGAAUUUAGAUAAAAUAAAAUGAUAACAAAGCAAAAAUAAAAGAGGGGUAGUAAAAAAAAUAAAUUGAAAUGUGUGUGGGGGGGAAUUCCCUUUAAAAAAGAGAAAGAAGAAGGAAGGAGGAGAGAAAAAAAUAUAUAAUGGGGGAGAGGGGGAGAACAAAAAUUAUAAGUCUCUCUCUUAACAUGGAGCACACUGACCUGGAGGUGGCCUGGGAGCACACGGGGCUGCAGAGUCAGGGUGGGCAGGUGUCCUCAGGUGGAAGUUGGUUCCUCCUCAGCCGGUUGGUCCCAGGAUUGAGCCUAUUCCGGGUAGCGCACCUCCAUGUGGCUUCCUCCGCCAUUCCGAUUCCUCUCGACCUCUCUUUUGCAAAGGUGGCAGUAGCAGCAGCUCAGGCCACUCAGCACAAGGGAGAGGCUCCCGCGGUGCCUGUCCUGCCACAUGGUUCCUCUGGGCCAUUGGGCAGGUUGGCCUCCAUCCCGGGGCAAGAGGCCUUUCUCCAUGACCUCUCCUAUUCUCUUGCCCUUUGGGAGUAGGAGAGGGGAAAUCAGGAGUCCAGUCCGGAGGGAGCCACUGCCUCAGUCCCGGGCCUUGCCUUGUUGCGCUCCCCUUCGCUGAGUCUGUACCCUGCCCAGCAAGCGGCUCCAGCAGAGGAGGAGAUAGGGUGGAGGAAAGUGCUGGGAAGCAUGAGAUGUGGAGUCAGAGAGAGAGGCAAGGCAGGCAGGCCAGACAAAGUGGGAGCUUCACCGCCUCACAUUGCAUGGCAACUGGAGCACAAGGAGGCGGGGGGGGGGCAGACCGAACAAAAAACCCCAGACGUUUUGGCGAAUUGGACAAAUCCACCCAGACAGAAUUUUUAAGUCUGAAAAAGAAGAUGUCUCUGGGAAAAUCUGGACAUAUGGCAACCCUUCCACAUUCACCCACCCACCAGCUGAUGUCACUGGGAAUGUCAGCUGAUGUGCAGGAGGACAGCAUUUAAUCUUCCAUUGGCUAUGCGCCCUCUUUACAGCAGGGAACAGGAUUGCUCAACAAUGGCAGCAGGAUGUGAAGCCUUCUCAAAAGUGCUCCUGUGCAUCUGCAGGCGAGCAACAGCAGGCAUACACUUCUUCCCCACCAGACUUCUGCUGCUACCGCCACUUGCACAAAAAGUGCACAAGUUUUGAUCUUAAAGGGGAGGGAGCUUACAAAUGCCUUUGCGAGCCUCCCUCCUUAACAUCAGCACCUGUCAGAUUUGGCCUAUGAGGCAGAUCCUGAUAUGGAUCCUGUUAAGGAUCUGGCCCUUGGAGCCAAGAAGGUUACACACCCCUGGUAUAGAGAAUGGCCAGUAAGAAGAUUUAAAAAGAUCCAACUCCAAUAAAUCUUCUCUGGCUAAAGGCAGUUUAGCUAGAACAUUAAAUAAUUGAUGUUUUGAAAAUGCUUAGUAUGAGGAUUGAAAAUCUAUUGCUCUUCAACUGAUGCUUGUCUUAUAAGACUUCUUCAAGGGAAGUUUCUGCUUCCUAGUAUUUCUUCCCCACCCCCAAAUGCAUAUCCUUAAUUUGUUUCCAAAUUGCUUUGGGAAGUGGGGCGUGAAAAAGUGUAUGAUUGCAUAUUAGACUAUUUAGUCAUAAUAUAUAUAGAGAGAGAGAGAGAGCUAUAUACAAAAUAUUUAAAAGUAGAUCAUAAAUAGUUUAAAUAACAUAGCUUGUACCACAAUAUCUUGGCUUUAAGUUUAGUGCAUUGAGCAAAGUUAUCCAUAAAAAACUUGAUACUUAAUCUUAAUACUCUACUAAUUAUAUUUAUUUCAAGAUGAUCACAGUCGUGUAAUACUCCAGAAUACGGACAAUGAUUACAUCAAUGCAAGCUUGGUGGUUAAUGAAGAAGCUCAGAGAAAUUAUAUAUUAACGCAGGUGAGUAGUAUUCGACUUUUAGGUGUUAUAUGCUUAGUGACUUAAUUCUAAUAUGGGGGGGGGGGCUCUUCAGAUGACUAUUCCAGGUUUAAGUGCUUCUCCUUUGCUCCAUCCCACCCUACUUCCUGCCACACACUGGCUUGUUCUCUUGGUUUGUUAACAAACGUUAAGUCAGAGUUUCCUCAGUUUGGAUAUAACAAGAAAUUCUGACUUAAUGCACGUUAGGGUAUUUGUGCUUAAGCCAGCAUGCAAUAGGAAAGGAGAGUGCUCAUAUCUAAUGUUCAGUCCUGAUUUGGUAAACCAGGCCACAAUCACAGUUGCAUCCAUGUCACAAUAAAAUGCUGUAGGGCAGGUUUUCAACCUUUUUGAGUCCACAGCAAUCUUGACCAGCUACAUUCUUUCUGCGGCAUCCCUGUGGAACUCAGGAGCCCAGCUAUGUCACCCCUUCCCUGCAGAGCUGGCAACCUCUCACCCUUUGUCAUACACCUUUCCUUGUGGAGUGUUCCCUCAGCCUCAUCUUCUCUCCCCUCACUUUGGGAGUCCUCCGGGCAGCCGCAGCCGCAGCUGCCGCCCCUGGUCUCUGAGCUGCCACCCCUGCCCCAAAGAGAGGUGCCUCCUCACACUGCCCCACAGGGGCCUGGGAAGCACCUCCUGGCCAACCCCAGAGGCACUGUACACUUGAGGCCAGGGCUGCUGCAACAAACAGCUGUGCAAGCCUUUGGGAGGCCAGUGUUGCCCGCAGCACCCCUGACCAUCAUUCAAGGCACCCCAGGGUGCCAUAGCACACUGGUUGAAAGCCACUGGUGUAGAGAGAUUGUGCUUUCCUUGGAUGUCUAACCUUAUGGUGAGCUUGGUAAAGUGAAGCUAUUCUUCUGCAGCAAAGGCAAGGCAAUUCACUUGGCUUUUGCUGAUAGCUGUAUAGUGGGGACAGGUACUCACAGCCCAACCUCUGUGUGGGAAUCCAAAUGGGAUUACUGCUAUCAUCGUAAGGCUUAGAACAAGAUAGGUGAUGUGGAAAUAACCUUGCCUGAGGCAAAUACUGCUCCAUGCCUGAGGCAAAUAAAAAAAAUCUUAUGAAAGGAAACUCCAACCUGGAACUUCAGAUCUGAAGCAAGUUUUCAACUCAAAUCCCUGCUUGGAACAUUGGCCCUGCAGUGUUUAUGUGGGAAUAAAUUGUCACAGUAGCUUUUUUAUUUCAUGAACAACCUUUGUUCUGUCUUACCCACCUACUGGAGAUCCAGUUAAGUACAAGUCAGUAAUGUUGGCUAUUGAAAAGGGGGACUUACAUGGUUUAUUUUGUUAUCUUAUAUGUUUUGUGACUGAGGCAUGUCGGGGAAAACAGACUUUGCUGGAAGAACACUAGUAAGCCAUUAUGGGCAAAGUGCUGCUGUUAACAGUUAAAUAGACCUCAAUUUAGGCUUUUUAGAAAAUGUGUCUGGCCAAAUUGAACAUGAAAACUGUUACUGAAACAAGCCAGCUGCUUUCCGGUGUGUUAUUUACCCUAAAGAUGUCAGUUGUUUCCUCUUUUUGGUGGAGGAGAGAGGUCAUGAUUGCCUUUUUGAAAAAUGCCACACAAGCGUGUCCAAAGCAGCUGUUUAUUUUUUGUUUUAAGGAACUGAGAUCUGAAUAUCUACUUGGAUUUUGAAAAGUAUUUUAAAAUCCACGUAGAUAUGGACAGAUUGACUAAUAAGAAGAAUCUGCUGGAUCAGGCCAGCUUGUCAUCUAGUCCAGCAUCCUGUUCUCACUGUGGCCAAAUAGAUGUCUGUAGGAAACUUGCAAGCAGCACAAGAGCACUUGUCCAUUCCUGUGGUUUCCAGCAGCUGGAGUUCAGAAUACUGCCUCUACUAACAAGGGUUAGUAGGCUUGUAGGCCAGCAAUUCUUACAACAUCAUUUGAAAGGCUGGGCUAGACCUAUUCAUAUUUCCAAAAAUGAGGUGCACGUCUGACCACUAAACCAUGUUAAUGGAAGGGACUGUCGUUGAGUGGUAGAACACCUACAGAAGAUUCUAGGUUCAAGCCCCAGGAUCUUUUGGUAAAGCUGGGAACGACCCUUAUAGGAACCCCUUGCUGCUAGUCAAUGUGGACAAUGUGGACUAGUGGUCUGGCUUACUGUAAGGCAGCUUCCUGUGUUUUUAAUUUACAACUAGAUUAUUGGGUGAUGGUCAACUUUGCUUCCAAGAUUUAGGUUCUGAGUUAUGUUAGACUGCUGACUGAAUGCCUCCUUUCCCUUAUUUUUACAGGGUCCACUUCCUAAUACAUGUUGCCAUUUCUGGCUAAUGGUAUGGCAACAAAAGACCAAAGCUGUUGUCAUGCUAAACAGAAUUGUUGAGAAAGAUUCGGUGAGUUGCCAUAACUGCAUUAAAAUUGGUUUUAUUGAGAUCAACAUGCAAUUAGUGAAGUGUAUAUGGUUUAUUUUCUACUUGCGCUCUGUUAUGUGGAAUUUUUUAAUCUUAUAACUUAGGUGAAAUGUGCACAGUACUGGCCAACAAGAGAGGAGGAACAAAUGAUGUUUGAAGAAACAGGAUUUUGUGUCAGGUUAAAAUCUGAAGAUGUCAAAUCCUACUAUACAGUACGCCAACUUCAACUAGAAAACCUCGAUGUAAGUGUUCAUCAAAACCUGUCUCCAAAACCCUUGUGAAAAGUGUAUGUCAUUGUUGCCAUGGCAUAUUUCAUGUGACAAGUUAUCUCCAGGUGCAGGAGCAUGUUUGUUCUUUGGUGCACAGAGAACUGCUGAUUAUAACAAUUAGCAGCCAGGCACAGGCUUAAGCCCUGUUCACACUUAACUACCAUUUGCUACUCAAUAUACUUGACUUCAGCAGCCUUGGCCUUCAGGGUUGGGGAAGAGUUCAUUUUGAGAGUGAAACAUUAUUUGAAUUUCAGAAUGAGAGUAUAUCUUAAGUGUACACAGAAUAAAGAAAAAUAAAUAAACGUUUGCCUUUUAAUGAAACAUGAUAUUCAAACAGCAGCUGAUAGAGAGCAAACUUUUGCAUUGAACAGGAACCAUUCUCUAUGUUGUGCCAACACACACACACACACACACACACACACACACAAUUCCAGGAAGCUUAUUUAGGUGAGGACCAUUCAAACUUACAACCAAGGGAUUCAGUUUGGAAUUAUUUUCAUAAUAAUGAAUUGUUACAUUUGGAUCAGCCAUCUUACUGCAUGCUGUUUUGCCUGGAUGCAAAACAUAUUUAUUUCAAUAAGUUGCUCUUAAACCCAUUUCUUUUUAUUAGACUCAUGAGACCAGGAUGAUAUUCCAUUUUCAUUAUACUACAUGGCCAGACUUUGGAGUUCCUGAAUCCCCAGCUUCAUUCCUCAACUUCUUGUUUAAAGUCAGAGAGUCUGGAUCCCUGAGUCCUGAACAUGGGCCGGCAGUCAUUCACUGUAGUGCUGGAAUUGGGCGCUCCGGUACAUUUUCAUUGGUGGACACAUGCCUUAUCUUGGUAAGUUUGUCUUAGAUGCUCCUCUAAUAACUGCUGCUCAGUUUCUUUGUGGUGGUAUGGAAAAAAAUCCUAAUUUACAAUGCCUGAAUAACAAUUGAAAAACUGAAUUCUGCCAUUAAAUGAAAAAUAGUGCUUGCUCUGACAAUUUAGACCGGGGUAGUCAACCUUUUGAUACCCACCGCCCACUAAUGCAUCUUUCUUGAUGGUAAAAUUUCCUUACCGCCCACCAGUGCUCGAUGGAAGGAGGAUUCAGCUUGUGCCAUAGAACCCCCUACCGCCCACUAGUGGGCGUUUCAGGAUUCUAGGUGGGCAAUAGGGGGUUCUACGGCACAAGCUGAAUCCUCCUUCCAUCGAGCACUGGUGGGCGGUAAGGAAAUUUUACUAUCAAGAAAGAUGCAUUAGUGGGCAUCUACUGCCCACCUAGAAUCCUGAAAUGUCCACUAGUGGGCGGUAGGGACCAGGUUGACAACCCCUGAUUUAGACCAAACAUCUUGAACGAGCAAAAUAAAUACAUCUGGUUUGUUAAAUUACUUUCUUGUGAUGUAUGAACUGAGUGGUCUUGUGGUUUGUAGUCCUGGUUUGAGCAGUCUUUAGAAAGCAGGACUGAAAACUAAUUUGAUUGUGAUUUGCAGAGAUCAUUCAAACUGUGAUUUCCCAGUUAAGACAUUAAAGAAGCUGGUUUAACAAAUGAAGCUGCAUGCACAAGGAGAGAGGAAGUUAUUUGCUUGUUCUCAUUCCAGCAAGCCAUGGUUUAGACAGAAUGUAAUGUCUUAAACAGGUUUAAGUUUUCCUCUGAUUUCCAUGACAGAAAGUAAGAAGAACUGUGGUCAGGGAUGCAGUUGAGGUGGGAGCAAGACCUACAGUAUGCAUUACAGUGGUACCUCAGCUUACAUACAUUUCAGGUUACAUAUGCUUCAGGUUACAGACUCCGUUAACCCAGAAAUAGUACCUCGGGUUAAGAACUUUGCUUCAGGAUGAGAACAGAAAUUGUGCGGCAGCAGCGGGAAGCCCCAUUAGCUAAAGUGGUGCUUCAGGUUAAGAACAGUUUCAGGUUAAGAGCGGACCUCCAGAACGAAUUAAGUACGUAACCACUGUACUGCAAUUUUUAUAUACCCUUGUGCCUAGCCUCUUGACAAAUUUAGGCAUGUUAAGACAGUAAGGGCAGAACUCCCAUGUUCAAUAUUUUCUUUCUGCACAGGCUACUGUUGUCAAGCAAACAAUGUGUUACAUUUCAAGGGGGUGGGGGGAGAGAUAUCAAACUGUUUUCAAAUUGUUGCAUCAGGAGCUGUUUGAAUACAGUGGUACCUCGGGUUAAGAACUUAAUUCAUUCUGGAGGUCUGUUCUUAACCUGAAACAGUUCUUAACCUGAAGCACCACUUUAGCUAAUGGGGCCUCCUGCUGCUGCUGCGCAAUUUCUGUUCUCAUCCUGAAGCAAAGUUCUUAAACUGAGGUAAUAUUUCUGGGUUAGCGGAGUCUGUAACCUGAAGUGUAUGUAACUCGAGGUACCACUGUAUAUGUAUCAUAUACUAAACUUCAGCUUUCUAUUUCCUUUGGUAAUACUUCUAUUUUUUAUCUCUGCAAAUGAAAAGGCAAGUCAGUGAGUGAGCUAAAGUGUCUUAUAGAAUAUCAGCAUUCUGAUAACAUGUGCACUCUCUUUGGGUGAUAAUUUUUAUGCCUUGGAAAUCUGGUGUGGAGGCUUAAGGGGCCCUCUGGUGCAAUUUAGGGUUCUGCAGGGGAUAGGAGAGGAAAGCUAUGUGCUUUAAUAUCUGCUGGUGCAAAGUUGGAGUGCUACCCUUCUCUCUCUUGUUGCAGAGAGCAGUAAUACUUGCGUGAAAAUCAUUUUAUUUUAAAACAGCUUUCACCCUCUUCCUGAACUGCCAUAGUGCCACUAAAACUAGUUGCUAUUUUUUCUUACACAGAUGGAAAAAAGAGAAGACCCACUUUCUGUAGACAUAAAGCAAGUUUUAUUGAAUAUGAGAAAAUAUCGAAUGGGACUUAUUCAGACUCCAGAUCAGCUAAGAUUUUCAUACAUGGCUGUAAUAGAAGGAGCAAAAUACAUAAUGGGUGAUUCUACUAUACAGGUAAACGUUUAGCAUAAAUUGACUGCUUUUUAAAUCAUUCGCUCAAGAGUUUGUAAUGAAAUUAUUAAUAAUGCCAGAUCCAGCUGUUCAGGGUUUAUGUCACUUGUGGGCAACCUCCUUCCUGUGGUCCAGUUUUGGCCCAUGAGACCAUUUUCCCCAGACCUGUCAGGUGCAGUUGCAAGCUACAUCAACUGAUGGAUGCCUGUUGCUGGCAGGAAGCAAGGGUGAUUGACCAAAUCAGCAGGAUUAAUCAUGUGCUCAUUACAUUGACUCCCCUGCUAAAACGAAGGGGGAAACCUUAGGUUUUGUAGCAUCUUGCACCUGAUGUCAUUGUGGUGUUGGUCAAAUUUAGCCCAUAAGCCUGAUCCUGAUAAGGAUCUGGCCUGCAGAUCAAAAAAAGGUUAUGAGUAAAAUUUAUAUAGUGUUUUGAUGAAUAUAGCAAUUUUGUAAAACAGCCUUAUAUGCUGAAGUUUACUUAUUUUGUGAUUUACUUUAUUUUCUUUAUAAAUAUACAACUGUAACAUAAAAAUAUUACAGUUGUUUAUAGAAUAUAAAACCAUAAAAACCAUGCAGUAAAAUCAUAAAAAGUUAAAAGCAAGUUAAAACCAAAGGAAUUAAAAACAGACAUCAGUAGACAAUUGUUGGGGUGUACUUUUAAUUGCCUGCACAGGCCUGGUGAAAUAGAAAAGUUUUCAAGUGUUUAAAAGUUGGAUCCAAAGAACAAGAAACAGACAGCCACUAGCAGUGGGGGGUUUUCAGCCAGAACUCACCAGAGCUCAGUUCUGGCACCUCUUGGGUGGGCACAACUGCCAUUAUAAGAGAACAAGGGAGGAGUUCAUGGUGAGUUCAGGCACCUCUUUUUCUAGAGAAAUAGCACUGGCCACUAGUACUAUCCCACAAACACUAGAGGAAAAAUUUGUACAGUGGUAUAUACCAUAUUUUUCUGUGUAUAAGACUAGGUUUUUCGCUUAAAAAUAAUGUCAAAAAUUAGGAGGCAUCUUAUACACAUAUACAUUUCCCCCAAUUUUCUUAAAUCUGAGUCCCCAAAAAUGGGGACAUCUUAUAGACGGGAAAAUACAGUAAGUAUGUUUCAUAGCAGUUUCUGUGUUUCUUCAAGCACAGUUGCUUUGGAUUUGGUUUUCUUUUUGUUGUGGAGUGUUAUAGUGCAAGUUUUAAACCAGUCCUGUAAAUGUAUGUAUGACAUAGUAUUUCAUAUAUGGAAAGGAACCAUUGAACCCAACUUGUCGUUCUUAUCCAAGGAUGUUGUAGCUCACCUUUGAAAAUAACUGUACCUGUGACUUUUCAGGUAGUUAAAAAAAAAACUUCAAAACUCUAACAAGCUGUCCUCCAUUCAGAAUCGGUGGAAGGAACUCUCAAAAGAGGACCAGGCACCAAGUUCUGAACGCUCCCCUCCACACCCAACCAGACUAACUACAGGGAGGCACAAUGGGAACAGAGUGGGAUUAGAAAACCAGGAGCAAAGUGAGAACAUCAUAAAUACUGACAUGUCUUCUUCAAUACAAAAUACUGCAGAUCCAAGUGCUGACACGUGAGUAUCAUUUUUAUAUAAUAGCUUGAAAAGAGGCCACUAGCCAAGGCCAUUUUUAAAAACCAAUGCCAUAUGAUUUGAAGAGAGUACCCCUUGUUACAAAAUCCAUACUAUUGAUUGUAAUUCAUAUCACUUAAUCUUGAUGUUACAUUCUUGUACUGAAUUCUGGAAAGUGUUUGAAAGCUGAAUGUGGUGGUCUGUAUAUGGAUUGAGACCACAAUGGAGCUAGUAGAUCUUUGUUAUAUAAAUCCAACAGUUGUUUCAGGAUCUGCAUCUUGUUUUGUUCUAUUUGUGCACCCAUUGGAAUAUCACUGAAGGGCUCUAUAAACGUAGUCAUAAUAAAGACUUUGAACUACUAUUUAAAAAGGAAGCUUAUAACCCUUAAAGCUGAAAAUAUUCAGGAAGUGCUAAAACACUUGCUGUGUUGUUGUAUGCUGAUGCAAACAUGCUCAGUAGUAAUUGCAAUGAAUUGGGUCCAAACUUCACCUAACAGAAGUCAACUCUGGAUUCAAUUCAGUAACUUCUAGGUCUUAAUCGUGAUCUGAUGUGUUUAGUAGUGCAAUUUGAAACCAUGACAGUGUUUGUCAAGUUAAGCCCUUGCUCCAGAUUGCAUGUACAGUCAUACCUCAGGUUAAACACACUUCCGGUUGAGCGUAUUCGAGUUGCGCUCUGCGGCAACCCGGAAGUAACGGAGCGCGUUACUUCCGGGUUUUGCCGCUUGCGCAUGCGCCGUUGCUCAAAAUGACGUCAUGCGCAGAAGUGGCGAAAAGCGCCGUCGCUAGUUGUUUGCUUCUAGAUGCGAAUGGGGCUCCAGAACGGAUCCCGUUCUUAUCUAGAGGUACCACUGUACAGAAGAAGCAAGCAAAGAAGUGGGAAGGGUACCUUGAUCAUGUUCUGCUUGAUGCAGAUGGAACACUAAGUAAUGGAGUAUAUGCAUAUAAACAUUGCAUUCCUUCCUCCUUAAGGAGUGUAGAAAGUGGGCAUACAUAUAUAUAAAGGACAUCACCUGUUUCUUGGUGUUAGUGAUGUACAUGUCGCAAUGCAUCUAUUCGCCAGCUAUGUGAAUUAGUAUGAAACCAUAAAGGCUUGCAUCCUUAACAUUCCUUCUUUGAAUAUCAGGUUAAUGGAGAAGGCCUGCCCGUCUCCUUUUCCCUCUGCAGUCCCCUCCGUGUCUUGAUAAUCUGUCCAUCAUGAUUGGUGGACCCUUGGAAUAAGUUAUGACAGGGAGCCACAAAUGGAAGGAGGAAUUGGUAGAGAUCACGUUGUAUGCAGAAGAAAUACUAGAUCCAUAUUAUCUACGUGCAGAACAUAGUGCUUAUGCAACUGCAGUAUAUUACCUUGAAUAUCAAAACCCAGCUCAACAGUUCAAAAUGCAUUUUCUCUCUUCUCCCUCUCCCUCUCCACCUUAGUAGCAUAACUUGAUACAUAAACUGAUUUUUUUUCCUCCCAUAGUUUACUGUCAGUCACUGGGGGCACUUUAUAUUUUCUAUACUGGGUUUCAUUUCCAGAUAAAUUCAAGAAACAGGAUUCAAUCUAUACACUAGAUCAACAGCUGCAGUGAUCAACCUUUCAGGGGCUGAAGCAUAAAAGUGGGCAUAAGCUCUUUUUUUAUUUAAAAAAAAUGACAGAUUUGGAGGUUUCUUCAGAAGCUUGGCCAUUUAUCUUUUGGAGUGCUUCCUCAACAGUGGACACCCUUUAAAAGUGCCACAUCAUUAAAUCAUAUAUUUUACUUGUAAAUGAUGCACACAGGUAGCAAUGGAGGGUGGGAAUCAUACAUUUGUUCAGUAUGUGUGUGCAUGUGUAAUGUACCUACAUCUUGAUGGGUUUCCUCUUGCCCAUUUACAGAACUCUUCCCUUGGAAGCUUGUCAGCCUGAUGAUCUUCCAAGAAGACCUUCUUAAUAGGAUUAGAUAUUUGUGGCCAGGUUUAAGCUGCCGUUGUUCAAUUUUGUAUUUAACAAACAUAAGCAAUACUGUAUCUUCUGGGGUUUUUUAAUUGAUGUGUUUUAAAUGUUGCUACCUAUCAUGCACUCUUAAAUCAAAGUGGAUUAAAAAUCUGUGACUAUACCUGAUCAUUUUUUGUUUUCCUUUCUAGGGCUGUUCGGAAACGGCUAAGAGACGACAGGAAAGCUAACACAGCACAGAUGGUGCAGCAGAUGAAGCAUAAGCUGAGUGAGGCUGAACGAAAAAGGAAAAGGUGGUUAUAUUGGAAACCUAUUCUCACUAAGAUUGGGUUUGGUUCAGCCAUUUUCAUUGGAGUUUAUUCUUGCUGGAAAUUGUACUUCCAAGGUGCUCUCAUGUGAGUUCUUCUGCAAUCAUGCAUCUAGUAAUAGAAAGCUUAAAUCAGUCCCGCUGAUUUGAGGGGAACAUAGCAACUAUUUCUAGGUGCAAGACUGCUGCUGCAGUUGACAGAACAAGUGAGAAUAUAACUGCAAUCGAUGCAGUAAUCUUGUAAUGCAUAACACAUGAAGUAACCUGAUCACUAGUCACUGUGGCUGGACUCUUUGCUUUAGGUACUUAUGGAACCAAAUUGCUACAUGACAUAAAUUUUAUUUAUUUAUUUAUUGGAUUUCUUACCUGCCCUUUACCUUAAGACCCCACAGUGGGGUGGGUUACAUCAACAAAAUACGCAAAUAUAAAAGAAAGCAGUUACAACUGUAAAAUAAGAAAAAUAGUUCCAUAGUAAAUGCAACUCCUUAUAUAAAACUGCCCACAUUUUAAAACAAUUUUAUAUAUAAAAUAGUGAGAAAUAGUACUCAGAGGCAGACUGGGAAAAGGUCUCCACUUGUUGAACUUGUUGAGACCGGGGGAAGGGGGCGGGUUCAGUAGGGGCUAAAAGACAGGAUAGCACCCGUCUAAUAGGGAAUUCUGAAGGGUGUCACCAUCCUAAAGACCCAAUUAAUAUAUUGUAUGGAAAAAACCUCCUGAAAAAGGUGGUUUCUGCAACAGGCUCUUUUACAGUUCUUGUCUGGGUAUAUAAGGAGUUAGACGAUCCUUUAGGCAUCCUGAUGCCUAAAGGAUCGUCUAACUCCUUAUAUACCCAAACUGUGUAGGGCUUUGCACACCAGUACCAGUGCCUUCAACUUAGCCUGGUACCUAAUUUGUAGCCAUUGCAGUUUUCAGCAGUGGCAUGACUAUGAUAGUCUGCACCAGAAAGCAGUCAAGCUGCCACAUUUUGCACUUCCUGCAGCUUCCGGGCGAGCGUCAUGUAAUCCAGUCAGGAGGUUAGCAGCUCAUUGAUGACAGUGGUCAGAUUAUCCCAAUCUAGAAACAGCCAUAAAUGUCUUACCAGCCAAAGCUGAUAAAAGGCACUCCUAGCCACUGAAGUCACCUAGGUCUUUAGUGACCAAAAUGGAUCCAGGAGAAACCUGCUUCUUCAGGGAGGGUGUGGCUGCGCCUGAAGUAGGCAUUUGGACAAUUAUUCUGAGUCCAGAGCCACACCCAUCCACACUCAUGAGGCAAACUAAUGCAUACUUUCAGCAACCAUGUAUAUAUUGCAUAAAACGAUAGUCCACUAGAUGUAGUAGACUCAAUUGCCAAGGCUUUAUCAACUCUCAUAACUGGAUAGAAGCAAUAAACAGUGUGGUGUCAUACUCUGAAUGCAAAACAGUUACAUUUGUGUGUAUGUGUGUAUUAUAUACCAUCAACCAUUUAUACUAUCCAGACUUAGAAUAAAUUUUGUAACUCUAUUUAAUCUUUUUUUGUAGAUAACUGUAUUUUUAAAAAACUACAUUUGUACAAACUUCUCUGACAGAAAGAGUAUGCAUUAGUUAUCGGUCAUCCAUCCCCAACAUUUCAAGAGUGGUUUGGAAAUUUACUGAUAUCACCACCCCAACUUAGUGAUUUAGUGAAUUGCCCUUUUGAGGUAUUUGGUGUUAAGCAAAUAGGGGCUGCUUAUCAGUUUCUACUCUGUAAGUUGCAUUCAUGUAUUUAUGCUUGUAGUUACCUUUUAUUUAAAACUUGAAAAUGUUUAAUUUUUAUAAGACUACUGGGAGCUUCAAUAUCUCAAACAGACUCUUUUUGAAGGGAAGUUUGUGUUAAGACUGCAGCUACUGUUGGAAGCCAUAGCUUGUGUUUAAAGUUCAAACAUUCCAUUAAAUGUGAAAACGUUUUUGUGUGUCUCACUUGAUUUGACUCCUAUUCCUUGAAAUAUUUUAGUAUCUUUUAUAGUGGUUGUAAACAGCAUGUGACAAACUUGGUCAUAUUUUCUGAAAAGAAAAAAUGUAGGCCAUAUUAAGUGUUGCAGCUGGAAACAAAUAAAUAGCCCAUAAUAUGAAUGAAUAGAAAGGAAAUGGAAAUACUAUUUUUCUUAUAUGUUGGCCUGUGGAUAGUGGGUAUAUAAGAUAGUGGAAAUAACAGUAGAGCUACUUUUUGACGGUGAAAUGGCAUGUUUAUGAAUCUCAGCACCAACAAAAUACUUAAGACAACUGAACUACAGUACUCUGAUAUGGACACAAUUAUCAAACAUUGUUACAGGUUAGGACACAGGAUUUUAAGGAAAUGUCAAGCUUAUUCCGCCCACCAUUCUCAUAGAUGUAUUAGAGACAUAAAUCAGGGCCAAGAAAAUACAAAACUCUAAUCCCAAGGCUUUUGUUUUUCAUUGUGGGGAAAGGAAUUAUGCAGUUUUAGGAUUAUUGAGUUCCUAUAAGUGUUCUAAGGAUCUUAUAAAUUCUAAUCCUGAACAAAUGGAUGGCACCAUAUGUUUGGAGAGUUUUGAAGUGUAGUAAGCUUUUUGAUCCAGUACAGCAUAAAAGGAAACUCAAGAUUAAACAAAAUCAAACUCAAGGUAGAACUAAAUCAAGGAAGUCUUGAAAUAUAUUUUUCUCAGUUCUUACUGUUAUUUCCCUUAUGGAUUAUUAAAUGUUAAUAGAGGGAGUAUUUUGGAAUUGUGAAGCUUGAACAUCAAAAAGGUACUGAUCAGAAUGUCAGGAUUUCUAUAUAAAGGGACUUUUCCUUUUCCAAGAAACCAAAUGCACAAUAGAAGAUGGAAAUGUAUUUCAUUUCUGGAUUAAAUUGCCAGUUUCAAACUCACAUUUAGGCACUCUUGAAAGCUUGUGUGCAUGUAAAGAAUGGUGGUACUUUUUCCAUCUUACUGUUCAAUACAUACCCAGGUCUUAUAGGCAUCUGCCUCAGUGAGUCAAAUUAUUGGUCUAUCCAGCUCAGUAGUACUAUUGAGGUUUGGGACACAAGUCUUUCCAAGCCCUACCUGGAGAUGCCAAGGAGAUGUCUGUUACAACACUUAAGUUAAACUACUGAGCUGUGCCCUCCCUUUCCCUCAGAAGUAACUUCAUGUUUUGCUCUUGGCAGCAUUUUAUGGAGCGUAUUAUAUUGUCCUUGCUCCUUAAUAUUUUCACCGUAAUCAUUUAUAUGCAAUUUUAUUCAUGAUCAAAAUAGUUGUUGCAACUGGUUCUAUCAUAUUUUAAUAAAUAUUUGAGAAUAUUUUCUGUGCAGUUUUCAUUAUAGAUGAAUACAUGCAAAUCCAUACACAUACACACUAUAUAUAUAUAACUAUUAAUAUAUAUAACUUUAUCUAUAUAACUAUAUAGAUAACUACAUAUAUGCAGUGCUUUUUUUCUAAAAAAAAUGUUUAGGAGUACUCAAAACCUACUCAUAUUGAAAUACUGCCCCUCAAUGAGGCCAAACUUAGAUUCACAAAAUGUUUAGGUGUACACAUACCCCUGCAUACCCCCCAGAAAAAAAAGCAUUGCAUAUAUCUGUACAAUGUUACAGUGGUUUGUGUGGAGAAAAUGAGCAAAGCCUUAAAAGUGAAUACCACACAAGUCACUUUUGUAGUUGACAUGUGUCGGGUUAUUAUAAAGACAAUAUAUUAUUCAGGAAAGAGUAAGCCUGACUAGUAUUUGGGAGGGUGGCCAUCUUGCUGGAGAGGGAAAUGAUGUUGGUUCUUUCUUGAUAUGGGAAGCAACCCAACAAAACUGGAAUUCCUGACUCACUUGCCCUCUUUCCUGUGUUUUUUGGGUUUGUGUCUUCCACUGCUUUUUCAGUUCGUACCUGAGUUGUCCUGGUUCUGUCUCAAUACCACUUUGGUGCAAUCAUCUUUGAUGUUCAUCUACCCAAACAUUUGUUUUACUUUGUUGGCAGUUCCCAUAUGAUAAAGGGAUUGAGAACCUUGUGCAAAGAGAAAGCUAGAUUUUGAGUUAACUUUUUUGCCCAUCAAACUGAUUAUUAGACACAUAAUGGAAGGUUUGCAUUUCUAACUAAAGCAAGCUUGUUCAAAAUACUCUAAAAGCCUUUGUCAAUUCAUAGUUUAUCCAACAUAUUAAAACUUUUUUCAAAAAUAUUGCACUCAGUUGAAAUGCAGUGGUUACCAUCUUGAUUCUCCAUGUUUUCUCUUGUAUCCUCACUUAACAUUAGUUUUAAGCUUUUCGUUUUAGUUCUAAAGGUAGUGAAAUUUUCAGGAGAGUCAAAUGCAACAAAAUUGUACUCAUCGUACAAUGUACUUUCCUUUUAAUCAAAGUGCAUUUUUGUAUUUCCCCCCUCCUAAUUCACAAGGUCCUUAAUUGGAGCAUGAAUGUUCCCAGUGCCUUUCUCAUAACUAGUUCACAGACAUUUUAUCCAUGGUAGUAAGGAUACACCUGUUGCAGUAACCACUCAAUAUCAAAUAAGGCCUUCAUGACUUUCAAAAAAUAUUUCAACUUACAAUUGCAGUAAAACUGUAAUACCUCUUAGCAGUAUACUUCUGUUUGUACUGAAUCUGUGACUCUUUUGCGUUGUGUGUCUUUAGGCCGAGAGUGACCGACACCUAGAUCUCCAAGACUUGUGAAUAUUCUGCAGCUAAAAAUUAUAUACUUUUGGCAUGCAAAGCAGGACAUGACCCCUCUUCAGGAACAAAACUGAGGUCUGAGCAAUACACAAGUGGCCUCAUAACUAUCUGUUUACAACGUAAACAACCAGGGAAUGAAGUACAUCACCAGCAAAAGACUUUGCAAAAUGAAAUUUGUCUUAAGUGUUUUAUGCUUGUAUUAACUGUAGAGAGAUGUAAGAGAUCACAUUAGAAAAUACUUUGUACUGCCAUUCUUAUUGUAUUUUUUAUACUUUUGGCAGCAUUAAAUAUUUUUUUUAAUU
This is a messenger RNA of Podarcis lilfordi (Lilford's wall lizard), 26557 nucleotides long. The record is from the annotation of a GenBank genome assembly. NCBI's taxonomy places the organism in Eukaryota, Metazoa, Chordata, Lepidosauria, Squamata, Lacertidae.